Nematostella vectensis (starlet sea anemone) is the source of this 2624-nucleotide messenger RNA. RefSeq names its product sodium/hydrogen exchanger 9B2-like. The record is from RefSeq and is a predicted model, not a curated record. Gene Ontology annotation, biological process: proton transmembrane transport. Gene Ontology annotation, cellular component: membrane. Gene Ontology annotation, molecular function: antiporter activity. The transcript has 7 exons. Bases 142 to 1695 code for a protein of 517 amino acids. Lineage: Eukaryota; Metazoa; Cnidaria; Anthozoa; Actiniaria; Edwardsiidae.
AAGUCAAAAUAACAAAAAUGGCGCCUUUGGAAACUCAUGCACAAAACGCCGGGGUUUGUUUUUAUUUACUGUUCUAGCACCACUAACCUGUUAUACCGUAACGUAUUCUGUACAUAAUAUAUCUGUUGUGGGAAAUACACAAUGAAAGGUCAAAAUACAGAAACACUUGAACUCAAAGUAACCGAAAACAAUGGCGAGACACAGAACAGUGAAAACAGCAAAAGUGACAAUGGAUUUCAAACGAUGCUUUCCGGCUUGGGCUUCACUCGUCCGCCUUCCGGCUUCCUAAGCCAAGCGUUGACUCGAUGCCUAAUUGUUCUCGUGUCUUAUGGAGUUUUAUGGUCUAUUACUGGACAUGAAAUGCUUCCUGGUGGAAAUCUUUUUGGCAUUUUCAUAAUUUUAGUGUGUGCAGCGUUUGGGGGAUUUAUCACUACGCGGGUUUCCUGUGGCGUCUUACCAUCAUUGCUUGGGAUGCUUAUUGUUGGGUUUCUACUUAAAAAUGCACCUGGAAUUGAUGUUGCUAAGCACAUUGACAAGAAAUGGUCAGCGACACUAAGAAGUAUAGCCCUAGUGGUUAUUUUAGCCAGGUCUGGGUUGGAGUUAGACCCUGGAGCGUUACGCAGACUGAAAUUUACAUGUGUACGACUGGCAUUUGGACCUUGUAUUACUGAGGCGGUGACAGUUGCUGUGGUUGUGAGAUAUGUUCUUGAUAUGCCAUGGCUAUGGGGGUUUCAGCUAGGGUUUGUGUUGAGUGCUGUUUCUCCAGCUGUGGUUGUACCACAGCUGUUGGUUUUGCAAGCUAAGGGUUAUGGUGUGGAACAAGGUAUCCCUACUCUUGUCAUGGCUGCGUCUUCGUGUGAUGAUGUCUUGGCCAUCAGCUUGUUUGGUGUGUUUGUUGGUAUUGCAUUUUCAAAAGGAAACUUAUAUUUCAACAUCUUCCGUGGUCCAAUAGAGCUUCUCAUGGGUAUUGUGAUAGGCAUCCUUGUUGGUGUUGUGUGCUGGUAUCUACCAAACAACCAAGAGACCAACAGGCUGGGUAACAGGUUUGUCCUACUCGCUGCUUUUGCUCUGCUUUCUGUAUUUGGAUGCAAUGCUGCAGAAUUCUCUGGGGCUGGUGCACUUGGAGUACUCUCUAUGGCAACCAUAGCGGGGCAUGGCUGGGGUGAUGAUGAGAAGAUAGCAGUCUCUCGUGCCAUGGCUGUACUGUGGGAGUUCUUCCAGCCCCUUCUGUUUGGUCUUAUUGGUGCUGAGGUCACUUGGGAAUACAUGGAUGUGAGCCUUGUAGGUCGUUGUAUAGGAGCACUCUGCAUCAGUCUCCUUGUCCGAAUGAUGAUAACAGGUGUUCUUAUGGCUGGGAACAACUUAACUCUAAAGGAGAAAGUAUUUGUUGCUAUUGCUUGGCUUCCUAAAGCGACAGUUCAGGCGGCCAUAGGAUCCAUGUCUCUUGACAUUGCCAGAGAGAGAGGCUAUACUGGUAAAUUCCAGGAAGAUCUUGGUGUCCAGAUCGUUACCAUGGCAGUGCUGUCAAUCUUAAUAACUGCACCAAUCGGCGCCGUCGCCAUAGCCGUAUCCGGCCCAAGACUUAUGAGACAAGCGCAGCCUGGGCACAACAGUCAGGAACCACAGGUAGACCAACAGCUGCUUCCGAAUUCUGAAGAUCAACAAGAGGCAGGGCAGGAGGAUUGCAAAGUUUAAUAUGCUGGCCCCUUUGUUCUACAGUGGAACAAGACAAAUGUGUUGCUAUGCACUCAAAGUACACCCGUUUAAUAUGCUACACCGGCCCCUUUGUUCUACAGUGGAACAAGACAAAUGUGUUGCUAUACACUCAAAGUACACCCGUUUAAUAUGCUGGCCCCUUUGUUCUACAGUGGAACAAGACAAAUGUGUUGCUAUACACUCAAAGUACACCCGUUUAAUAUGCUGGCCCCUUUGUUCUACAGUGGAACAAGACAAAUGUGUUGCUAUACACUCAAAGUACACCCGUUUAAUAUGCUGGCCCCUUUGUUCUACAGUGGGACAAGACAAAUGUGUUGCUAUACACUCAAAGUACACCUCCCGUUUAAUAUGCUGGCCCCUUUGUUCUACAGUGGGACAAGACAAAUGUGUUGCUAUACACUCAAAGUACACCCGUUUAAUAUGCUGGCCCCUUUGUUCUACAGUGGAACAAGACAAAUGUGUUGCUAUACACUCAAAGUACACCCGUUUAAUAUGCUGGCCCCUUUGUUCUACAGUGGAACAAGACAAAUGUGUUGCUAUACACUCAAAGUACACCUCCCGUUUAAUGUGCUGGCCCCUUUGUUCUACAGUGGAACAAGACAAAUGUGUUGCUAUACACUCAAAGUACACCCGUUUAAUAUGCUACACCGGCCACUGUCUACUACAGUGGAACAAGACAAAUGUGUUGCUUUAUACACUCAAAGUACUUUCAAUUAAUAAAGAGACCUCAUUAUAAAGGAAGUCUUAAAAGGUCCCUUUUGAAGGGGCAGUUGUCAUGGUCCUGCGCAUGUCUGGAGUCAGUGUUUGUUGUGGGCUUUUAAUUGUUUACAAAUUGUUGAACUUUAAUAUCAAUGCCUUGUUAAAAUAAUAUGCAAUAUUUUAUUGAAAACUAUGUUUAUUGACAGUGA